AUGAUCGUGUUCUUUGACAUCCUACUACUGGAUGACGACGUUUGUCUACAAAGCCCGCAUCGGCAAAGACGUCUACUACUGCAAAGUGUAGUGGAGACGAUUCCAGGGCGUGCGGCCAUUUCUGAACAAGAAAUACUGGACUUCGGCCGGUCCGACAGCCAAGAUCGACUAGAGGCGAGCUUUGCCAACGCUAUUGCUCAACGAUGGGAGGGAUUAGUGUUGAAGGGUUGUGACGAACCUUAUUUUCCAAUCUACGCUGCGGGUGUUGAUAGAUCAUUCGGCCGAUGGAUCAAGCUCAAGAAAGACUAUAUCCCUGGUCUCGGUGACACAGUCGACCUUGCGUUAGUUGGCGCAUGGUACAACGCCCAGGAAGCUGCUGCUUUUGAACCUACCAAACAGUUGCGGUGGACGCACUUCCUAGUCGGAUGCCUUCUCAAUAAGACCGCUUUUCUACAGUCGGGUGCCAAGCCCCAUUUCCGGGUAGUUGAUGCGAUCGAUCGCCACUGCAUGCACCGAAAUGUAUUGCAACUCCUCAAUCAACUUGGCGAUUUCCAUGCGUGCUCUCCUGAGGAAUUCGAAGGGUUUGAUCUUGAGUACGGACGAAAUAAUCUCGCCGCAGCAUCGGCGCUUUUCAAAAAGCCUUUCAUUGUGGAAAUGAUGGGCAGCGGGUUUGAAAAGCCGUCUGGGGCGCGAUAUUUCACACUUCGAUUUCCACGCAUAUUGAAGGUACACACUGACAGAACCCUGGAAGAUGCCGCAUCCUACAGGGAACUACAGCUGUUGGCGGAAGAUGCACGAUCUGUGCCCAUUGAAGAACUCUCGCUGGACCGAGCGCAGUGGCAGAAGCGGCUGAAAACUGGAAAUGGGCUCAAUCAGUAUAUCGUGCGCCGGUCACGCAGUCUUUCGACGGAUAGUGGCUCAAGCACAGAGUCAGAUGUACCCGGUGGUUCUGAGACCACGGUGAGCGAUCACGAAGUUGGUCAGCAUCCAAUACCGAGUCAUAACUACACACAAAAAGUGUUAUCCUCAAAUGCGGGUCAUGGCCAGACACUCAGCAGCACCGAUAAUGCUCCUGUGGUCUAUAUUGAUGAAGUCAGGCUUCCCUCGGGGGCCGUUGCCCUACCAGACGAAUCACACGUUCUAGCCGAGAACGAUAACCUGUCACGUCUCCGGAUCUCAGGCCAAAAAAGCCACAGUAUCAUCCACCAGGGGAAGCAGAAUAUUUUAAAAGCCGUGGAUGAAAGUUCGCAACCUCAUUCAGCUCUCACAGAGUCGUCUUGUUCACGGGUCACCAACCUCACCUCCACACAUCGAGAAGUGCGAACAACUCGCAAAGCAGUCGAAAGUUCCUACAGGCGGAACCAUUCUCUCGGAGGCUCAUUCGAGCAAACAAAGUUCCCGAAAUCCCCGCUUACGACAAUUCCCGUAUACAUGUCCGGGACGCAGUCAGAGGACGGUAUAACUUCCUCCAACCUAUCUCAAUUCCUCCAGGCUCUGGGCUCCAGUGAAACAAGAUCUCUUCUUCGACACUCGAACCCUCAAGCCGCUUCUCGAGGUGCCGCGUUUGGUAUAGUCCUUGCCAAUCCUGGUGAAUCGCCCCUUGGACAACUGAUCCACAAGGUUGCGAAGGGUCUGUCUCGGUCUCUGCAGAACGUAAAGAACUCUUUUCCCGCCAAUGGCAGAAUAUUCUUCUUGGACGCUGUCAUAUUAGCAGAGAGAAUAAACCCCGCAGAUCUUCGAUUCUGUCUACGUAAUACGUGGUACAGUCUCGGCCAAAAAUAUUACUACGCUUGUCUCCGAUGGAAUUUGAUUGAAAGGUCCAACCAGGCAGGCUUGCCUACUGAAACUCAGACAGAGCACAUGGAUGGCAAUCACCGAAAUGUUAACGGUUCGCAGCCACUUGGCCUUAUGGUAAGCUUUGAUGAAGCUGAAAUCCUCGCUUUAGGCGAGUACAGGUCAUUCAGCCAUUUGACCGACACCAGCAACAUCUGA
This is a messenger RNA of Penicillium canariense, 1992 nucleotides long. RefSeq names its product ATP dependent DNA ligase domain protein. Gene Ontology annotation, biological process: double-strand break repair via nonhomologous end joining; nucleotide-excision repair, DNA gap filling; DNA recombination. NCBI's taxonomy places the organism in Eukaryota, Fungi, Ascomycota, Eurotiomycetes, Eurotiales, Aspergillaceae. Bases 1 to 1992 code for a protein of 663 amino acids. The transcript has a single exon. The record is from RefSeq and is a predicted model, not a curated record. Gene Ontology annotation, molecular function: DNA ligase (ATP) activity; DNA binding; ATP binding. Gene Ontology annotation, cellular component: DNA ligase IV complex.